AUGUCAGAAGAUGAGUAUUACAUCUCUCCUCAUGAAACAGCGCUAGCAGUAGUCGCCACGGCGAUGAAGAAAGCGAGACUUACACUGACAACUUUAGCGCUGAAUUCAUUGGCUGGCGGCGUUCUCUUCAGCACUGGUGGAUUGCUCUAUACAUCAUGGCACGGGUCAAAUCAGGCGAUACUAGAAAAUGAUCCUGGUGUUCUGAAUUUCUUGGGGGCCUUCACGUUCUCUAUCGGGCUUUUCUAUGUUGUAAUUAAUGGUACGGAUCUGUUCAACUCCAAUAUUUUGUUCUUUUCUGUGGCUGCCCUCCGCGGCGCUGUGUCAAUUUAUGACCUGCUGAUAAGUUGGACUGUUAGCUGGAUAGGCAAUUUUACGGGCACGCUCUUUGUCGUUUAUGUUAUGUGCCAUUUGUCAGGAACCACAAGUUCUGCUGAUUUGGUAUCUUUCACGCACCAGAUGGUCGCUAAAAAAGACUCAUCAAGCUUCAUUCAGACCUUUAUCAAAGGUAUUGCAGGCAACUUCUAUGUUAGCCUCGCUAUCUAUCUUCAGUUAAUGGCCAAACCGCUGCACGUAAAAUACCUCAUGAUGACGCUGCCUAUUUUUACGCUUGUUGCAGCUGGCUUUACUCAUGUGGUAGCAGAAAUGUUUCUCUUAAUGGUUGGAAUGUUCAAUGGUGCUGAACUGUCAAUUGGUACAUUUGUGUGGAAACAUAUGGUUGCGGUGACUUUAGGCAAUAUCAUUGGUGGCAGUGCAUUCGCUCUCGUCAUUCCUUACUACCUGCACCUAGUAGUAGUUGAACAGGACAGAAAACGCUUGGCUUUACCUAGCUACGAAGCCAGAGACGAGCAACCUGAAAUCAACAUGGAUUCUAGGGUUGUGAGGGUUCCUACUCAGGAGGCAGAAAAGGUUGAAGAGGAGGCAGAGGAGAACGAAGAGAUGACUUCUGAAGAAAAGGCCAACCUCGAACUAGCAAGCAGCGAUUCCUCAGCUGAAGAUCGAAAAGCUGCUCCUCCUGUCGAAUAUAGACCAAGACUUUCGAGUACAAGCCUUUCCAGGACGUAUAGCAACUUGCGGCGGCUAAAUACUAACAAGUCCUACUCUAGUGUGCGCUCCGUCAAGUCGCUCCCCCACAGGACACCUACUGGCGUCUUUCCCGUUAAAGGAAUGGCAUCUCCAGUGAGAACAAAUUCAGGGAUACCGCCACAAAAACGCGAGGAAUCUCAAGGACUUGGAAGAUUUAGUCGACCACUUAGCCGCCGAAGUUCUCAAACUUCUUCCCUGCGGCUCUCUAAAACCCUUGGUUCUUCUAGACGGAACUCAAUUUCUGUUUUACAGAGGCCAGGCGGGGCGUUCGCUCAUAGGUCCAAAUCUCUCCCCCAUAUCGGACUUGUGGGUGAACGCACUCAUUUCGGCACAAAUGACGUAUUAGAGGAGAAAAUGGGUACUAAGCUUGAGAGGGCGUUGACGCGGAUAACUUCCCGGGUUUCGCGUGAGGGCAGGAAUAGCCCUGGGUUUGGACUCCCGUCCACCACUCAGGACAUAUUUCCUACAAGCACAGGGCUGGGUCUGCAUGAGUCAGACGCGACCGCAUCGUUUUCAAUGGAUGAUCAUUCUUCUAGCAGUAUGCUAGAUGGGUUGCCGGCGAAUGGGAGGAGAUCACGUACCCCUUCGAUACAAAAAACCAGCAUUCAGGAUCUAUAUCUCAAACCUAGUACUAGUGAUAACCUUUCAGGGGCUAUAAAUGAGACAUCCGGCAGUAAGAGCCCUCCAACCCAGCCACAGGGCAAAAAUUCUCCAAGUGAUGGCACUUCUCAAAAAAGUACAAGUUCACGCAGCAUUCCGACCAUUCGAAGGCCCUCAAGCAUAUAUGUGCCAGACGCUGUUGACCAGAGGAACUCAGUUUACAACGCCGGAUACAAAAAUACUCUAUUGAGGAAUCAUAUGACUCCUGAUAAUGACUACGAUGAAGAACAAAGCAUCAAAGACGCCUGA
This is a messenger RNA of Lachancea thermotolerans CBS 6340, 1992 nucleotides long. RefSeq lists its product as uncharacterized. Gene Ontology annotation, biological process: transmembrane transport; nitrite transport. The record is from RefSeq and is a predicted model, not a curated record. Gene Ontology annotation, molecular function: high-affinity secondary active nitrite transmembrane transporter activity. Gene Ontology annotation, cellular component: membrane. The coding region runs from base 1 to 1992 and encodes 663 amino acids. The transcript has a single exon. Lineage: Eukaryota; Fungi; Ascomycota; Saccharomycetes; Saccharomycetales; Saccharomycetaceae.